GCGAAAGGGUAAAGGAGGUGCUGUAUCUCAAAACGUUAGAAGACAUGUAUUGAAUGAUGAAGAAUCUUUGAAAAAAUUGUUGCAGUUUGAUGAUGGGUUUCGUUUUCUAAAAACCUAUUCGAGGUACCCCAUCUUUUUGGCAGGGAGCCCAGCAUGAUUUGUUGGCUUGUGUUCGUCAGCUGGGUGUCCCAACGUGGUUUUGUUCAUUUCCUUCAGCUGAUAUGCGGUGCAAAAGUCUCCUCAAUAGUAUUUUGAAGCAGGCAGGUAGAACAGAGACAGCUGAACAGUUAGAUUAUGCAGAGAGGUGUCAACUUUUGCGUGGCAGUCCGGUCAGUGCGGCCAGAAUGUUUGAUUUUCGCUGGCAUUGUUUUUUGAGAGAGGUGCUCAUGUUUCCAUCUAAUCCUAUUGGCAAAAUAAAGGAUUAUUUUUAUAGGGUGGAAUUCCAGCAGCGUGGAUCACCACAUGUUCACUGCCUCUUUUUGAUAGAGAAUGCCCCAAUAAUUGAUAAGAACACAGAUGAAGAGGUAGUUGAGUUUAUUGAUCACUAUGUGACAUGUGAAUUACCAGCACAGGAUGAAACAUUAUUGGAGAUUGUUACAUCUGUGCAACAAGAUUCAAAACGACAUUCAAAAUCUUGCAAAAAGAACAAAACUGUUUGUCGUUUCAAUUUUCCUAAGCCACCAUCCGCAAAAACUUUUAUUUCACGUCAAGUCAGUGAAAAGGAUGACAAAAAAUCUUGUAAAUGUAAAGUAGAUGAAGCACAUAAAUUGGACCGUUGUGCAUGCAAAAAUGAGGGGCAGAAAAAAACAGAGAUGAUGAGAAAAGAGAUUGCAGUCGCCAUUAUGACUAAAAUUAAGGAGGCUCUUUCAGAUGAGAAUGCCAGUUUUGAUGGUGUGGAAGAGUUAUUUAGACAUUUAGGAUUAAACCAAAGUCGUUUUGAGGCUGCUUACAAUCGAGUAGCUAAGAAGACGCAUGUUGUUUUGAAGAGACAGGCAAAUGAAGUUUGGAUAAAUCAAUAUAGCAAACCGCUUUUGAAAUGCUGGAAUGCUAAUAUUGACAUCCAAUAUGUUGUUGAUGCCUAUGCUUGUGUAGUUUACAUUAUUUCUUACAUCUCCAAGGCAGAAAAGGAGAUGGGUUUGUUGUUAAGAAAUGCUCAGUGGGAAGCGGCUAAAGAGGGUAAUAGUUGUGCUAAAGAUGCAUUGAAAAAUUUAGGAAGUGUGUAUUUACACAAUAGGGAUGUAUGUGCUCAAGAGGCGGUGUAUAGAUUGACAAACAUGCAUCUUAAGGAGUGCUCUAGGAAAGUUGUGUUUGUGCCGGUAGGGGAGAAUACAGUUAGAAUGAGUUUGCCUUUAAGUGUGUUGAAACAAAAAGCAUCAUCACAUGAUCUUACAGAUGAAGAUAUGUGGAUGAGGAGUUCUGUGGACAGGUACAAGAAUAGGCCGAAAGAUAGUACAUUUAAUGACAUGUGUUUGGCAACAUUUGCGUCAGAGUAUCGUGUUUUGAGUAAAAACGAAACAGCUGGCCAUAGGGUUAAAUUAGAUAAUGAUUGUGGUUUUGUUGUGAAAAGAACACAUACGCAACCUGCUGUUGUUCGUUAUGUGCGCUUUUCGGAGACUAAGAAUCCGGAGUUGUUCUAUCAAAGCAUUUUGCAGUUGUUCCUGCCGUAUCGCAAAGAUGGGCAGCUCAAACCGGCAGGGUUUGAGAUGUUUGAACAGUUUUAUAGACACGGUCAUGUGAGAUUAGGUGAUAAAUUGCUACAUUCGGUUAAAGAAGUUGUUGAUCUGAAUAGAUGCAAAUUUGAAAGAGAUGCAGACGAGUUGGGUGAUAUCCAAAAUUCAAUUGAUAGUGAGGGUGUUGUAGAAGAUGCCUGGUGCGAGCUGUGCCCAGAGCAGGAGUUGGAGCGUUUAGAGAGUAUAGAGGAAUGUAGAGAGAUGGAGCAGAACAUGUAGAUAGCAUUCCAGAUUUAGCUGUGAACAGUAAAGAUAUUGCACAAUUGGAAAAGAGGAACAAUGUCCUCGACAAAGAGGACGGUUUGGCUUUAAUUAGAUCUCUGAAUGAGACACAGAUGUGUAUUUUUUAUCAGA
Messenger RNA from Acanthopagrus latus (yellowfin seabream), 2084 nucleotides. RefSeq lists its product as uncharacterized. The record is from RefSeq and is a predicted model, not a curated record. Lineage: Eukaryota; Metazoa; Chordata; Actinopteri; Spariformes; Sparidae. Bases 222 to 1949 code for a protein of 575 amino acids. The transcript has a single exon.